Messenger RNA from Osmerus eperlanus (European smelt), 5911 nucleotides. It is a transcript of the gene smurf2, whose product is annotated as SMAD specific E3 ubiquitin protein ligase 2. The record is from RefSeq and is a predicted model, not a curated record. Gene Ontology annotation, biological process: negative regulation of BMP signaling pathway; protein polyubiquitination; proteasome-mediated ubiquitin-dependent protein catabolic process. NCBI's taxonomy places the organism in Eukaryota, Metazoa, Chordata, Actinopteri, Osmeriformes, Osmeridae. Gene Ontology annotation, molecular function: ubiquitin protein ligase activity; protein binding. Gene Ontology annotation, cellular component: cytoplasm.
UGCAACAGUCACCACCAGCAACAUAGUAGCGAAACUUCUGCAGCAACAUCGAGUUCAAACAUAAGCUAUGCUGGCCCAAAUGGGAGAUAAAUUCAGUUUUCGGUUUUGAAACCCUGACUCGGAUUUUGAUAAGCCUGCGUUUUAGGGGAUGAAAUACACGUUUAUUGGGAAUUUCGUUAUUUUUUUGUUCCUGCACCCGAGUAUCUGCUCGAGACGAGGAAGGGUGUAAUCAUGGCACUGCUAUGCUGAUGCAGGCCACUAUGCCGUGACUCCAUUCUUCUCCAUUCACUGUGAGACUAACGUUAGCUACCCGCUACAACCAUAGGGUUCGUCGGAAUUCAUUUUGAAAAGUAAUAUACACAGACACAUGAAUGAUAAAUAUUUUCUAUAAACUUACGUCAAGCUGGAACUCUAAGGGGUAUGUCUAAUCAAGGAGUUCGGAGAAAUGGCCCAGUAAAGCUGCGGUUGACAGUCCUGUGUGCGAAGAACCUGUCAAAGAAAGACUUCUUCCGGUUGCCGGACCCCUUCGCCAAAGUGGUGGUGGACGGGUCUGGGCAGUGCCACUCCACCGACACUGUGAGGAACACGCUGGACCCCAAGUGGAAUCAACAUUAUGACCUGUACAUUGGGAAGUCUGACUCCAUCACCAUCAGUGUUUGGAACCACAAGAAGAUCCACAAGAAGCAGGGAGCUGGCUUCCUGGGCUGUGUCCGCCUGCUCUCCAACGCCAUCAACCGCCUCAAAGACACUGGCUAUCAGAGACUGGACCUCAAUAAGCUGGGGCCCAACGACAACGACACUGUGAGAGGCCAGAUAGUCGUGAGCCUCCAGUCCAGGGACCGCAUCGGGACCGGGGGCCCCGUGGUGGACUGCAGCCGCCUGUUUGACAACGACCUGCCUGAUGGCUGGGAGGAGAGAAGGACGGCGUCCGGACGGAUCCAGUACCUGAACCACAUCACACGCACCACGCAAUGGGAGAGGCCGACCAGGCCGGCGUCGGAGUACUCCAGCCCCGGGCGGCCCCUCAGCUGCGUGGUGGACGAGAACACGCCCAUCAUGACCCCCAACGGGGCGGCCAGCGGGCUGCCCAGCGACCCCCGGGUCCAGGAGAGGCGCGUGCGCUCCCAGCGCCACCGCAACUACAUGAGCCGCACGCACCUGCACACCCCGCCGGACCUGCCCGAGGGUUACGAGCAGAGAACCACGCAGCAGGGCCAGGUCUACUUCCUCCACACCCAGACCGGGGUCAGCACCUGGCACGACCCCCGGGUGCCCAGGGACCUGAGCAACGUCAACUGUGAGGAGCUGGGCCCGCUGCCGCCCGGCUGGGAGAUCCGCAACACGGCCACGGGCCGGGUCUACUUUGUGGACCACAACAACCGAACCACGCAGUUCACCGACCCGCGUCUCUCCGCCAACCUCCACCUGGUGCUCAACCCCAGUCCUAACGGUUCCCGCGUGGCUAUGGAGAGCCAGAACACUAACCUCAGGUAACCCCCAUCCCCACACCGAAGGGGGGGGGGGGGGGCNCCCCCGCAGGCCCUGUCCCCAGCCCAGCUCCCGGAGGACGCCGAGUGUCUGACGGUGCCCAAGUACAAGAGGGACCUGGUGCAGAAGCUGAAGAUCCUGCGCCAGGAGCUGUCGCAGCAGCAGCCGCAGGCGGGCCACUGCCGCAUCGAGGUCUGCAGGGAGGAGAUCUUCGAGGAGUCGUACCGCCAGGUGAUGAAGAUGCGGCCCAAGGACCUGUGGAAGAGACUGAUGGUCAAGUUCCGAGGGGAGGAGGGGCUGGACUAUGGAGGCGUGGCCAGGGAGUGGUUGUACCUGUUGUCCCACGAGAUGCUGAACCCGUACUACGGCUUGUUCCAGUACUCCAGAGACGACAUCUACACCCUGCAGAUCAACCCCGACUCUGCCGUCAACCCGGAGCACCUGUCCUACUUCCACUUUGUGGGGCGGAUCAUGGGCAUGGCGGUGUUCCACGGCCACUACAUCGACGGGGGCUUCACCCUGCCCUUCUACAAGCAGCUGCUGGGCAAGCCCAUCACCCUGGACGACAUGGAGUCUGUGGACCCCGACCUGCACAACAGCCUGGUCUGGAUCCUGGACAAUGACAUCACGGGUGUUCUGGACCACACCUUCUGUGUGGAGCACAACGCCUAUGGAGAGAUCAUCCAGCACGAGCUCAAACCCAACGGCAAGAGUGUCCCCGUCACCGAGGACACCAAGAAGGAGUAUGUCAGGCUGUAUGUGAACUGGAGGUUCCUCCAUGGCAUAGAGGCUCAGUUCCUGGCCCUGCAGAAGGGCUUCAACGAGGUCAUCCCCCAGCACCUGCUCAAGGCCUUCGACGAGAAGGAGCUGGAGUUGAUCGUGUGCGGCCUGGGCAAGAUCGACAUCGGCGACUGGAAGUCCAACACGCGGCUGAAGCACUGCACGCCCGACAGCAACAUCGUCAAGUGGUUCUGGAAGGCGGUGGAGUCGUACGACGAGGAGCGCCGCGCCCGCCUGCUGCAGUUCGUCACCGGCUCCUCCAGGGUCCCGCUGCAAGGCUUCAAGGCUCUGCAGGGUGCUGCAGGACCCAGGCUCUUCACCAUCCAUCAGAUCGAUGCCAACACCAACAAUCUGCCCAAAGCCCACACCUGCUUUAACCGGAUCGACAUUCCGCCCUACGAGAACUAUGACAAGCUGUACGACAAGCUGCUGACAGCCAUCGAGGAGACUUGCGGCUUCGCCGUGGAAUGAGGGACGCAUCGGGCGGGAGGAGAGUGUGUGUGUGUGUGUUUGCGUGCACGUGUGUGUGGUGUCAGUGUGGCACGGCUGCCGCGGACUCUGCUGUCACCACAGGCCACCGUGCCCCCCCCCCCCCCCCUCGAAGGGACACCGCCACAUUCAGCCACGCCCACCAGGCCGGGCACCACGCCCACCAGGCCGGGCGACCACGCCCACCAGGCCGGGCGACCACGCCCCCUCCUGCCGGCCUGCAGCUCUCUUCACCUGGAGAACAGGACGUUGUGUGGAGGGGGAGGGGCCCAUGGUCGUCUCCCUCUCUUCCCAUUCUUCCUUUUUUUUUUUUAUAUAUAUCCAAUUUUUUCAGCUGCUACAGACUUGAUUUACCUUGAAUCCCUGCAAGAACGCCGGCAACUUUUUUUUUGUAGAAUUUGUUAUUUUGUUUUCCUUUUGUGUAAUAGCUUAUUUUAGUGCUAAUGGUAAAAGACAAGAACUGUUUGAGUUGGGUUGACUUGGCAUUCGUUCUGUUGUCGUGUGUGAUGGUCUAAGUCCAGCCUGCGGUGAUUAUUAGAGUAGCCAGUCUCUGCUUGAGAGAGAACUGAAAUGUGAAGGCCCCCCUUUGUGCAGACAAGCUACGAUCGAUCACCAACUAGCCAUAUCUUGCCCAUGGUAGCCACUCUAACCUCAACCAUCCCCUUGAUCCCCUUGCCAUUUGCAUGAAUGCAUACACACACAUAGACAUAUUUACACCUCAAACACACACACACAGGUAGAAUGGAAGAUGGCCGCCUUUCACAGACGUAAAAACUGCUUAGUCAUUUUUGUUCCAGCAAGCAGAGACAGUGAAGUUAGAACUGAUGCCUACCAUUGGUACUUAGCCUUUUAAUCUUAUCGGUGUCAUCAAAAAUCCUUCCGAUCCAAAAGCUCUUUGGGGGGGGGGGGCUGUUGUUUUGUGGCAUUUCAACGUGAAACCGAGCUCAGCUGAAAUGGGGUGCAGUGUGUCGUGAGGGGAGCUGACCGACAUGAAGGCAAGCGACCGCCCGACUCGUCCGCCACAGCGUCACCAUUGCAUCAUCCACCUGUGCGUGUGUGUGCACGCGCACGUGAGAGAGCGGCAACGACGGAGCGUGCGGGAGCAGGAGGACUCGCGAGUGCAAGGUGGAAUUCCGUCGAGGGGGAAAAAAACGUCAACAAAAAAAAACCCCGGUCGGAUCGCCCGGCCUACCGAAGCGCCCUCCUGUUGCUAGGUGACGUGGUAUUCACUUUGUGCUAGAGCGUUAACUGCGCCGCCGCCGUCGCCCCAAAGCCUGUAUACCUGGGCUGAAUCUCAAUAGUGUGGCUGCCCCCCCCCCCCCUCCCUGCCCCCUUCAGGAAGCAGCCACCAUUUUGACUUCACCUUUUGUCGAGUGCAGAUGAAGCUGAGGGGGCCAGUGGAGGAAGUGAGGUCACAGCGUGGAGACUCGCCCGUAAGCGGCUCCCAGGGGCCAGGUUCAGGCAGGGCGCUUCAAAGCAAUUUCACAGGAGCAUGUCUGCGUCUCCUGAGUGACUGACACCCACCUUCAAGGGGUUUUCUUCUCUCCUUCCCUCUCUAGAGCACUUUAUUAACUCGAAGGGCGAGCGACAGGAAGUGCUUUCUUCACAUUUAGAAAAAAGACACAUAUACCUUGUUUUAUUCCAACCAUUAACAGUGGAAAUAUACAGGAAAAACGAAAAGUAUAUAUAUAUAUACACACCUGUAAUUCUGAGUAUGUACAUGUAAAAAUAUAUACUUAUUUUGUAUAUGGCUUUGUCCCGUCUGUUUGACGACGUGCCAGCAUGUCGGGUGUCCCAGACCUCUCUGCAUUCUCAGGUGAAGUCAACGUCCUGUCUUUGACCUUAACGAGGGCGACAUGCGAAGGGGGGAGAGAGAACAGACGCAAGCUCCUGUCAAGAGAGUACAACCUGUGACCCUCUCCUUGAGGGAGAGCCGAGGGCGUGACCUUUAACUUUUGACCCUCCCCACCACCCCGACCCCAGGCUGGGACGUUUGCUCUCCCCCACCCCCACCCCCCCCUCCUGAGCCCCCACCCCCAGCCCUGCAUGAAUGGACGUCUAAAGCGUGUAUUUAUUUGCAAUUAUUUGUCCCAACAAGCGAAAUGUGUGUUGACAUGCGAAAAUUCUGGUGAAUGUUGUUUUUUCCUUUUUAUAAAUAUAUAUAUAUACAUAUAUAUAUAUAUAUAUAUAUAUAUAUAUCUAUAAUAUGCUGCCUGUCAAAUAGCAAUCGACUACGACCAUGGACUGUUUUCUUACUGAAAAUUCACACGCAUACACAGACCCAUCUCUCUUUCCAGUGUUUUUUUUUUUUUUUUUACGGUGAAGCCAUAGCUUCUCCAGAGAGAAUAUUGAAGUAUCCUAAACGGUGCUUUUUGUACAGCACAGACUAUUGGUCACAAGCGACUCAUGACACAUUUUACCUUUUCACCUGACAGGAACACAGAAUAAAAAUGCAUUAAACUAUACUUUUUUUUUUUUUGCACACGCAGACUUUAGAUUUGCGAGUUAUAAUCAGAAACUUCCUUCUAUUUACCAAAUAGUUAAUGGACUGAUUGACUUUUUUGUGUAGAUAUCCAGUAUAUACACACACACGUUAUAUGCACACUUUAACAUGUCCAGUGCACACACUGUUUCCUCUCCGCUUCUGCCAUUUGCAUCUAACGUUGUGGACUUCUGUGGGGAUAAUGAAACUGGUGUGUCUGGAUGGAAGAGGGGACAGCAUGGACUGUGUUGUAGCCGGUUGCUUUGUAGCAUGUUCCACUCGCUUAGCGCUACUUCUACAUGUAGCCGACCGAUCAGUGCGACUUCAGAGGCUGAGAUGUACUCCCUUCUCCGCGCGUGUAUGUAAGUAAACGUUUUCCGUGCGUGUGUAAAUGAGUUCUGAUUAAAUUUGCAAAAAGCUGUCUUAAAAAAAAAAAAUACUUAAACAUUUUACAAACAAAAAAAAACUGUUUUUAUUUCCACAUUUUUAUUUCCAGUCUGUUUUUGUAUUUAUUAUUACAGUGUGUGUGUUUAGUUUUCACACCAUCUGCUCUGUGAGCUUUAACUGACACCUGUAAAUAAGAAAAAUAAAAAGCGGAAUAUUAAUGAAAAAAAUAACUAAAAAAUUUAAAAAAAACUCUUGUACCCUCUUGCAGAAAAUGAGAGCAAUAAA